CGUUUGCAGUGGGCGGGCUCUAUGGUAGGAUCUGUUUCCGGAAUAAACCCCCCCCCCCCACACACACACACACACACGUGUGGUAAAGCUGUGUUUCAGGCUGUCCGUAUUGAAUAUUAUCAGAAGCAGGUUCUUCAUCAAACUCCACUCCGUUUACAAGUUCCUGCAAGUGUUUGGCAGCUGUGCAACAAGAAGAGUUACCCUGAUCCACAUCUGUUUAUUGCAACCUCAGCUCCAUAAACUCUAGGCUCUGAUGGCCGAGCCUGAGCAUGUCACCGUCCAGGUUGGAGAAAAGAGAGGCUGUCCGGAGGAGGUAGAGAAAGACACACCUUCAAAGAAACCCAAAGUUGAGAAAGAUCACAAAAAUGGAAGCCCUCCAGUCAAAGAUGAGGAGGAGGAGGAGGAAGGGCCUGAUGGCGAAGCGGUUGAUGGAGAGGAGGAGGGUGAAACCUUUGCAGACAUGAUGAAGCAUGGCCUCACUGAGCUGGAUGUGGGCAUCCUGAGGUAUGUCAGUGACCAUGAGGGCUUCUCUGGAAUCCUGAAGGAAAGAUAUUCAGAUUUUGUGGUGCAUGAGAUCAACAAACAAGGCAAGAUCGUGCAUUUAGAUGACCUCACCGUCCCUGCAGAGGCUGAGGAAGCCCCAGAGGCUGAGCCAAAACCAGAGGAAUGUGACGUGCUAACAGAAGAGCAGAAGAAGAAGCUUGGCGAGCUGCAGCUCUUCAAAAACAAAGAGGGCGAGGUCUCCAUUGAGGUGAUGGAUGACACUAAAGAGAAGCGGACGCUGGUGCACAAAGCCAUCAAGACACAGUUUCCUGGCAUUGAGACAAAGACCGAAGAGAAGGACGGACGCAAGUUCAUCGUGGCCUACCAUGCUGCUGGGCAGAAAGCUCUAGCAGCUCCAAGGAAACACUUCUGGCCCAAAAACCGUGGCAGUUUCUGCCACUUUGUCCUCUACAAGGAGAACAAGGACACCAUGGAUGCUAUCAAUGUUCUUUCAAAGUUCCUUAGGCUAAGACCCAACAUGUUUUCCUACAUGGGAACAAAGGAUAAGAGAGCCAUCACUGUGCAGGAGAUCGCUGUGCUCAAGAUCACAGCAGAGAGGUUGUCUCACCUCAACAAGUGCCUCAUGAACCUGAAGCUGGGAAACUUCUGCUACAAAAACCACCCUCUGAAGCUGGGAGAGCUGCAGGGCAACCACUUUACGAUUGUCAUCAGGAACAUCUCAGGGACAGACGAGCAGGUCCAGCAGGCCAUGACGUCCAUCAAGGCGACGGGCUUCAUCAACUACUACGGCAUGCAGCGCUUUGGCACCACGGCUGUGCCUACACAACAAGUUGGCAAGGCUAUCUUAAGAAAUGACUGGAAUCAGGUGGUGGAUUUAAUUCUGAAGCCCCGUCCUGGAGCGGAGAAAGAAUUCCUGGUGCGCUGCAGGGAGGAGUGGGCAAAGAGUCAAGACCCCGAGGCAGCCCUGAAGAAGCUUCCCAACAAGCGCUGUGUGGAGGGGCAGCUGCUGCGAGGCCUGUCUAUGUAUGGCAAAAAGAACAUCGUGACUGCUUUUGGAAUGAUCCCUCGUAACAACCGUCUGAUGUACAUCCACAGCUACCAGAGCGUGGUGUGGAACACCAUGGUGAGCCGGAGGAUCGAUGCCUUCGGCCUGAAGGCUGUGGAGGGGGACCUGGUGCUCAAAGGAACCACAGCGCAUGUGCUGUCUGCAGAGGAGGCUGAGACUACCUCCAUCCAUGACACCGUGAUGCCACUUCCUGGGUUUGAUGUCAUCUACCCCACUCAUCAUGUGGGUAAAGGUUACAGAGAGCUGCUCACUGCAGACGGGUUGGACAUCGAUAACAUGAGACACAAAGUGAAGGACUAUUCUCUGGCUGGAGCGUACAGACGCAUCAUCAUCAGACCCACUGAUGUCAGCUGGUGAGUCGCUAAUCAAACACCAGUAUUGUGGCGGGCUCUAAGGACAUCAUUCAUCAUUGUCUGUGGUUAAAAACAAGCAAGCAAUGUUUCUUCUCUGUGAUGUUUCACCUUAAUAUCAGUAGCACUUGGACAGUUUUGUCGUUGAGUUUUUAGCUGAUAAUUGAUUGUCACAAUUCCUACAGUAUAUUAUUUCAUAAAUCAGCAAUGUUGUACAAAGCCCUUGUGCUGUAAUAUUAACCAUAUUGUAACACAGAGACUGUUGUGUACUGCAGGUAUUUGAAUGAUUUACUUAAGUUAUUCUGUGAUUCCUCUAACCCGGUGUGUUGUGGUGUUCCUCUCUGUUUGUUGCAGGGAGGUGAUCAGUAUGAUGACCCCAGGAUCUCCUUGGUGCAUAGUGAUUUUGAGAUACUGGAGAAGAAACCUGCUCCUGUUUUCAACAAAGAGGGGAAGCAUCGGGCUCUGAGGAUGGAGUUCUCCCUGCCUCCAUCAACCUACGCUACCAUGGCAAUCAGAGAAGUCCUCAAGCUGGACACAAGCAUCAAGAAACAGACGCAGCUCAACACAACCUGGUUUAACUGAGGCCAAAACACACUCUAGCUCAAACCGGACUGCUGCUGCAGGCUGAAAAGCUCCUACUACUGUGGCUUCUUACUCUUGUGAGCAUUUUAAGUGGUGUGUGUGUGUGUGUGUGUGUGUGUGUGUGACUGUGUGUGACUGUGUGUGGGAGAGAGAUUUGGCUCUAUGUGAAGCCAAACAGUUAUUUCUUUGAAGUACAAAGAGCAACAAUUUACCAUUAUUAAAUUUUUUUAAGUGUUUCUGUCCUGCGAUGACUCAGCAUAUUUGAAAAUGGUUUAUGAAGACCUUGUGCUAACAGGAUGCUGCUGCAUAGAGUGCGCAGCUUUGUACAGAAAUAGGAGUUUUUGUUUUUUUAACCUGAGCGAAAUGUGUGAAUGUAGUGAGUCUUGAAGCAAGACAUUAAAAAAUGUUGAGUUUAUAAAAUGCA
Messenger RNA from Eleginops maclovinus (Patagonian blennie), 2926 nucleotides. RefSeq names its product pseudouridine synthase 7 (gene pus7). NCBI's taxonomy places the organism in Eukaryota, Metazoa, Chordata, Actinopteri, Perciformes, Eleginopidae. The record is from RefSeq and is a predicted model, not a curated record. The coding region runs from base 254 to 1927 and encodes 557 amino acids. Gene Ontology annotation, cellular component: nucleus. Gene Ontology annotation, molecular function: RNA binding; pseudouridine synthase activity. Gene Ontology annotation, biological process: pseudouridine synthesis. The transcript has 16 exons.